UCCAGUCCCUCUCCGCGCAGGUGCCUGUUCUAUCCUCCGCUCGCUCCUUCAUCAAUCAUGGACGUUCAUGGUCACAAAUAUACAAGAUUCCUGCAACUUUGUUGAAGUACCUCAAAAUAGGAAGCUUUGUUCUGCUUUUGGUUAUUGUUCAACAUCCCAAGAUCUGACAACCAAAAGAUGUGUGCCCUGCAACUCAAAGGAUAUGCGGCCCAUGACUGAACAGUCAGCAAAAGAACAGCUCUCGCAGGUACAUGGUUGGAACCUGUCAACUGAAGGUGGUGUGAUGAAGCUACAUCGGUCAUGGAAAGUCAAAAGUUUCACCAAAGGAUUGGAAUUUUUCCAGCUUGUUGCAGAUGUUGCGGAAGCAGAAGGUCAUCACCCUGAUCUUCAUCUGGUUGGUUGGAAUGAUGUCAAAAUUGAUAUAUGGACUCAUGCAGUUGGAGGACUGACUGAGAAUGACUUCAUCCUUGCUGCAAAGAUCGGUUCUCUUCAGGUGGAGCAUCUCCUAAGGAAGAAGCCUGCUGCUACUUAGAGAGAGGAAUUGUUUCUUUUUGGCUGCAAGUUUAAAAUAGACUCUCCAGAACUUAAUCAACGGGGCAUGUUAGAGUAUAAAAUAAUCAUAGGUCUGGUUUGUGAGUCACAUUAGUGUAUGCUUAUGAUUGUGUACUUGUGUUUUAUCUAUCCAUUUAAACUAUUACUGGUGCAAA
Messenger RNA from Asparagus officinalis (garden asparagus), 707 nucleotides. Its product is annotated as putative pterin-4-alpha-carbinolamine dehydratase. The transcript has 7 exons. The record is from RefSeq and is a predicted model, not a curated record. Gene Ontology annotation, biological process: tetrahydrobiopterin biosynthetic process. Gene Ontology annotation, molecular function: 4-alpha-hydroxytetrahydrobiopterin dehydratase activity. Gene Ontology annotation, cellular component: mitochondrion. The coding region runs from base 68 to 532 and encodes 154 amino acids. Lineage: Eukaryota; Viridiplantae; Streptophyta; Magnoliopsida; Asparagales; Asparagaceae.